Molecule: messenger RNA, 2235 nt
Organism: Neocloeon triangulifer
Lineage: Eukaryota; Metazoa; Arthropoda; Insecta; Ephemeroptera; Baetidae
Gene: ScpX
Product: sterol carrier protein 2
Exons: 10
Coding region: 335-1963 (542 amino acids)
Molecular function (GO): acyltransferase activity, transferring groups other than amino-acyl groups
Source: RefSeq, a predicted model, not a curated record
CAGCCAUUAAUAAUGCCACGCCCUCCUUAAGAGCUACGCCCCCUUUUCGUCAGGUGGAAAAAAAGUUGCAGAAAGAAAUCAGCAAAAGUCUGCGGAUUUUCGCAACUUUUCCCUUCGGUGUUCGCUUAUCGCUAGCAAAAAUUGUUGUUUCUAAAUCGAUUGCAAUCGAAAGGGACUUUGAUUUCCAAUAACAUCGAUAAAAGUGCAGUGCAGAAAAACAUACAGAUUCUGCGAUCAUCAAGAGAUAGAAAGCUGGUUGAAGACCGUGGUACUUUUUAUCGCGAGCAGAAAAGUCACUUUCGCCUUGCAUCUGCGGAAAAGAGGAAGUUUCGCCAUGGCACACCGAACCAGAGUCUAUGUUGUCGGCGUCGGCAUGACCAAGUUUGAAAAACCUGGUCGCCGAGAUGACUUUGACUACCCGCAAAUGGUCAAAGAGGCUGUGACCAAGGCUCUGCAGGACGCAGCUCUCAACUAUGCUGAAGUCCAGCAAGCUACUGUUGGCUAUGUUUAUGGUGACUCGACCUGUGGCCAGAGAGCAAUUUACGAAGUGGGCAUGACAGGCAUUCCAAUUUUCAACGUCAACAAUAAUUGCUCGACUGGGUCUUCAGCCCUUUACUUGGCUAAGCAGAUCGUCGAGUCUGGAAAUGCAGACUGCGUUUUGGCGCUGGGUUUUGAGAAGAUGGAGAGAGGCUCACUGACCUCCAAGUUCAUGGACAGGACAAACCCUAUGGACAAGCACGUCGAGAUGAUGGCCGACGUUGCUGGAAUUAAUGCCUCGCCAAUUACGGCACAGAUGUUUGGCAAUGCUGGCCGAGAACACAUGGAAAAGUAUGGAACCAAACCAGAGCACUUUGCCAAAAUCGCUCAGAAGAAUCACAAGCACUCGACUAACAAUCCGUAUGCACAGUUCCAAGAUGACUAUUCCCUCCAGCAGAUCUUGGAUGCCCCGGAAAUUUUCAGCCCCCUCACCAAACUGCAGUGCUCACCGACAUCCGAUGGCGCAGCAGCAGCCAUUGUUGUGUCCGAGAGGUUUGUUCUCCAGCACGGCCUGCAGGCAAAUGCUGUUGAGAUUAUUGGAAUUGAAAUGGCAACUGACCUUCCAUCUUCAUUUUCUGAAAAGAGCUGCAUCAAAGUUGUUGGUUAUGACAUGACCAAACUUGCGGCUGAGCGACUGUUUGCGAAGGCAGGGCUGAAGCCACAGGACGUCGAUGUGGUCGAACUCCACGACUGCUUCUCCGCCAACGAACUCAUCACCUACGAGGCGCUUGGACUGUGUCCCCCUGGAAAAGCUGGGGAGAUGAUUGAUAGGGGAGACAACACCUAUGGAGGGAAAUAUGUCAUCAACCCCAGCGGAGGUCUCAUUUCUAAAGGUCAUCCACUUGGUGCUACUGGUAUUGCUCAAUGUGCUGAGUUGUGUUGGCAACUGCGAGGUCAAGCUGAUAGAAGGCAGGUCUCUGGUGCUCGUCUCGCUCUCCAGCACAACAUCGGUCUUGGUGGCGCUGCCGUCGUCGCUCUUUACAGGCUCGGGUUCCCCAAUCACAACAGAAUGAGGAUCCACCAGACUGCUGCGGUUGCCGACGGGCCCGUUGGCUUCAAGGCCACAAUUUUGUUCCAGGCCUUGGAACAGGCCAUGCAGGAGGACAACGACAACCUAGUGGAAAAGUUCCGCGGGAUCUACGGAUUCAAGGUGAAAAAUGGACCGGGCGGCAAAGAGGGUUAUUGGAUCAUCAACGGCAAGACCGGAAAAGGCUCGGUGGAAUUUAAUGGAAAAGCGAAACCUGACGUGACCUUUACAAUAAAUGAUGACGACGUUGUUGACCUCAUGACUGGCAAGCUCAACCCUCAGAAAGCAUUUUUCCAAGGCAAAAUCAAGAUUCAGGGCAACAUGGGUCUGGCCAUGAAACUUCAGGAGCUGCAAAAAAGUGCUUCGGACAGGAUCGAAAAAUUCCGUUCGAAACUGUGAAUCUUUUUUACUAAGGGGAAUCAUUACUUUAUUUGAACUCUUUUGUGACUUAUUGGCUGUUGGAUUUUCAUUCCGGGGAUAAUUUUGUUCGUUUCUAAAUUUCGUCCUAUAGUUAAUAUUGAGUGUCACUUUUUAUAUAAGCAUUUUCCAAAGUGAAAAAUAUGUUGCCGCAAAAUAUUGCUACGCAUUUUGUACAAGAACAUUCACAAAAACCUUUUAUUGUGAUUUAAACCAUUGUUUAAUAAAAAGUAGUUGAUUUUUUAAUAUUUUAA